Molecule: messenger RNA, 1299 nt
Organism: Polypterus senegalus (gray bichir)
Lineage: Eukaryota; Metazoa; Chordata; Cladistia; Polypteriformes; Polypteridae
Product: gamma-crystallin M2-like
Exons: 3
Coding region: 480-1007 (175 amino acids)
Biological process (GO): visual perception; lens development in camera-type eye
Molecular function (GO): structural constituent of eye lens
Source: RefSeq, a predicted model, not a curated record
GAAAGCAACGAGAAAGGCAUUCGAAGUACUGAUAGGUAUGUAAGGCACUCCACCGUGGAGAAGGACAUAACAAAGGCACUAAAUAAUAGAAACAAACAGACAGCCAGACGGUGUUAUUUCCUUUCUUGUCGCGCUAUGAACGCCCCGUCGCCCUUUUAGCAAAGACCCAUAGCUGCGCGGCUCGCUCCCGGCUAUUUGAUGAAUCUGCCGUUCUCUUAUCAUGGAUUAAUGGAUGAAAGGUUCUCAUUUUGUAGUAUAAAAGCAGCGAGUGGCUGAAAUGUGCCAACUAGGACACCAGAAGUGAUGAAUCAGGGAUUUAUGUAUAGAGACAGAUCAGAACUUUAGCAGCCCUGUCGAUGUUAAAAUCCUAUUCAUUAUAAUAACAAAACGUGCAUUUUAUAAUGGCGGGAUAUAAAAACGAACCCUAGGCUUGGUGCCAUAAGCGAACAGAUCAAAACCGUGGAGAGAAGCCGAACAAGAUGAGCAAGAUUACAUUCUAUGAAGACAAGAACUUCCAGGGCCGCUCCUAUGAGUGUAACACCGACUGUGCAGAUAUGCACUCCUACCUGAGCCGUUGCAACUCAGUGCGGGUGGACAGUGGCUGCUGGGUCCUCUACGAACGGCCCAACUACAUGGGCUACCAGUAUGUCCUGACUAGGGGCGAGUACCCCGAGUACCAGCGCUGGAUGGGUUUCAAUGACUGCAUCAGGUCCUGUCGCACAUUCACCUAUCCUAGUGGAGGACCAUACAGAGUGAGAAUUUAUGAACGCCCAGAAUUUGAAGGCCAGAUGAUGGAGUUUGUCGACGACUGCGAGUCAGUGCAAGAUCAUUUCCGUUCUCGCGACGUCUACUCCUGCAAUGUCAUGGAUGGCUACUGGACCUUCUAUGAACAUUCCACCUUCAAAGGAAGACAGUACUUCUUGAGGCCUGGAGAAUACCGGAAGUUUAGUGACUGGGGAGCAAACUGUGCAUCUAUUGGAUCAUUCCGAAGAAUUACUGAAUUUUAAUUUUAUUUUACUAAAAGAGCUUAUACUCAUGGCACAGCCAAUAAAAAUUUAAAAGUACAAGAAGUGUAACACUUAUUUUUGCAUUAAUGUGAAUUUUUACAGUAUAAUGAUGAAAUUUGUUAUGGUGGGGUCCUAGGGUGACCCUGUUCUCUGCUUUAUACUCUUAAUUACAUAGACAUGAACAAAAUACCCCCAAGUCCAUGCUAUAGCCUUCAUAUGUUACACUGCCUUGUGCAACAAGAUAGAGCACUUAAGCAGGCAGGACAGAAAAUUCUACAUGUAUUCUCAUGUA